AUGCGCCUCUUCGUCGCCCCUCGUGCUAGAUUUGGUACUGAGAUGCGCGGCGUGGGAUCAGCUGGCAGAACCGUCAGGUGUCCGCUCAUCGCACCGAGGACUAACGGACCGCCAGCAUCCUUAAGCAGACAUUAUAAAAGAGAGAACGUGGAAUUAAAUCUUGUUUCUUGGAUGUGGAAAAUGAAGAUCAGUUGGUUCUUUCUUUGCGCAGUUUGCAUCUGGUCUCCAGUUCACGGAACAGUCCGAUCCUCCACUGCCUGUUCAUGUCAUGGGAAGGCACAAUACUGCAGAGCAGAUCAUCUGGGACCCUACUGUAUAAACUGCCAGGGAAACACCGAAGGGCGGCACUGUGAAAACUGUAAGGAAGGAUACUACCACCAGAGGGCAGGAGACAACUGUGUGCCCUGCAACUGCAACACGGCAGGUUCUCGAGGACCAGUAUGCAACAAUGAGGGACGGUGUACUUGUAAACAAGGAGUUUAUGGAGACAAGUGUGACCGCUGUCAUUAUGGCUCUCCAGUCACUGCCAGUGGAUGCGAGCCUUUGAGGCUAAACUGCCGGUCACGUAACAGUGGCCGCCUCACGUAUAAUACAGAGGAGUGCCUGCCCUGCUUUUGCAAUGGCCACUCAAGUGUGUGCUCCUCAGCUGAGGGAUAUUCCAUUCACAACAUCACUUCAACUUUUGAAAAUGGACCUGAGGGCUGGCGAGCCACAACUGCUCAAGGCGUGAACCCUUCACAAGUGCAAUUCAGGUGGUCUCCUACUCACAAAGACCUUGAGGUUAUCUCUAAGGAGGUCCUUCCUGUUUAUCUGUUUGCUCCAGCAUCUUACCUGGGGAAUCAGGCAAUGAGCUACGGUCAGACGCUCAGCUUCUCUCUGCGUCUGGACAGAGGUGUCCGUCGUCCUUCCAUCUCUGAUGUUAUCUUAGAAGGAGCAGGUCUUAAGGUGUCUGCUUCACUAGGAGACUUGAGAACUGUGGUGCACUGUGGCAAGAAAAUCACCUACACAUUCAAACUUGACGAACAGCCUGGCAGCAAAUGGAAACCACAGCUCUCAUCCACAGAAUUUCAAACACUUCUGAGCAACCUUACAGCCAUUAAAAUCAGAGGAACAUUUGGUGAAAAUGGACGUGGUUAUCUGGAUGAUGUCUCUCUGGUGUCAGCUAAACUGGGUCCCGGCACCCCUGCUGUCUGGGUAGAAAAGUGCAGAUGCCCUGCUGGUUAUGAUGGACUGUUUUGUGAACGCUGUGCCACUGGAUACCGGAGACGUUUCCCUGGCCAAGGCCCCCAAAGCCCCUGUGAUCCCUGCUCCUGUCAGGGUGGAACUUGUGAUCCAGAAACAGGAGGCUGUUACUCAGCUGAUGAGAUACCAAAUCUGCAGAUGUGCCCUAAAGGUUAUUAUGUCAACCGCCAACAGUCCAACUCCUGCCAAAAGUGUCCUUGUCCCGAGGGUGAGGCUUGCUAUGUUAUUCCAGGAACACAGGAGGUGAUGUGUGCUCGCUGUCCCCAAGGGACUACAGGCUCUCGUUGCGAAAUCUGUGAUGACGGUUUCUAUGGAGACCCUCUGGGAGAGUACGGCCCUCCCAAACAGUGCCAGCCUUGCCAAUGUUAUGGCCACGUGGACCAGAAUGCUGUCGGCAACUGUGACCGCCGAACAGGGGAGUGUCGGAAGUGCCUGAGUCACAGCACCGGCCCCAAGUGUGAGAACUGUGAAGAUGGAUACUACCACAGUUACCCCACAGAGCCAUGUCAGGCUUGUAACUGCAACCGACAGGGUUCUGUGUCAACUUCAUGCAAUGAUAAAGGACAGUGCAAGUGUAAGGAAGGUUACGAUGGACUCAAGUGUGACGAAUCAACAUGUCCUUCCUGCUUUAACCCAGUCAAGAGCAAGAUAGAGGUUUACGCAAGACAGCUGCAAGACAUGGAGAAUUUAUUUAAAGGAAUUGGAGGUGAUGAUGCACCAGUCAAUGAUGCUCAGAUGGUACGAGCUAUUAGGGCUGCAGAGGUCAUGGUGCAAAGCCUGGAAAUCAGAGCAAAUGAACUCACAAAUACUGAGAAACAGCUUCAAGAUAAACUGGUGAGCAUUAGCCGAUCCCAGCUGAGAGAGGACAGAAAAAUGGAGGCUUUGUUGACAACAGUGGAUGGGAUCAGAAACAAGGAUCAGCAGUACAGAACAGAAGUUUCAGAAAUCCAAAAACUCAUCAGUGAGAUCAGGUUAAAACUGCAACAGGCCAAACGGGACAUCCAACAGGCUGUGAUACAUAUCUUGUUGUGCAUCCAAAAUAUAUGACUGAUUGAAAAAAGUCUGACUGAAGGGUGUUUUCUUGCCAGGCACCAAGGUGAGGCAGUGACAGUGGAGACCAUUGCAGCCGAUUCUCUAGCAGAAUCUGAGAAAGCCCUAGACCUCAUCCGUGGUGUCAUCAACCGAGAAAAUAAUGUCAAAGACGAGCUCAGGGACCUCAAAAGACAGUAUGAAGCAGAUGUAACUAGAGUGCUUGACAUGGAUAGGAAGGCCAUUCAACUGACUGAUGCAGCUGGAAAGGAGAGCGGAGUGGCUCAGAACACUCUCAAACAGUUAUCUGACCUGGAGAAGAAACUUCCAAAGCCCCUGGCGAAGGACAUUGCUGGUGUGGUUUCCAAGUUCGACGGUCUGAAGGGUAUGGUGGAGGGGAAUUUAUCACAGUACCAGGACUUUCAGCAGUAUAUGCUCAAUGAGCAGAAAGAGACAACUGAUUUGUUCAAUAAGGCCAAGAGUUUCCAACAGGUUCAAGACAAACUUCUUGCCAGGGCAAAUGCAGCAGAAGCAGUUAAAAAUAAAUCUCUGGAAAUCUUUGCCAACAACAUGGAUAGUCUGGAUAAGACACUAGAGACACUCAAAGGAUUUGAUGACCAGAUCAGUGGUAAUAAGGAUCUGGCAGAUGCCGCUAUUCGAAAACUUCCUGCCAUCAAUGCCACCAUCCAGAAGGCCAUAGCUGACAACAUUAAGACUCAGGACAUUCUGGAGGCAAUGUCUGCUCACUACAGAGAUGCUCAGGAUACUAUCGACACUCUUACAAACACUGCAACCAAACUGGAGGGAAUGUCAGAUGCUCUUCCACCCUCUUUGGAUAUUUUGGAAGCUGCCACUAAACUGAAAAAGGACGUGGAUGGACUGACGACAGGGGCAUCUGUAUUUAGAGACAAACUGAAUGAAGAGAAAAACCAGGCAAAAGCACAGUUAACUCAAGCAAAGAAUGCUGUCAUGGAGUCCACUGGGGCACUCGAAAACGCAAAGAAUGCCAGGGAUGCUGUUAGUGAUACCUUAAAUACAAUCACUGUUGUUAUGAGCUCACUAGGAACUCCCGGGACAGUUGACGACACACGACUUGCCGAGCUAGAGGAUGCCGUCAACAAAAGCCGCAGUCGCGUGGAGAAGGAGCUGAGGCCCAGACUCAGGGAGCUGGAGGAGAAGGAAGCCCAGCAGAGAGCCACCAUUGCAGGCAUGAUCAAUGACAUUGACACCAUCCUGGCUGACAUUGCUAACUUAGAGGAGAUCCGUAAAAGCAUUCCUAAUGGCUGUUACAACAUACCACCUAUUGAAAGGCCGUAAAGGCUUUGAGUUACUGCAGGGCUGAAUCACAAUGUUACAUAGUUUAACCUAUGAACUUACUGACCCUACUUUUUAACUAAAGAGAGUUUAUUGUCAUAACAUGAUUUUGUACUGUGUGAGAGAAUUUUUUUGUAUUUAUUUUAAUUGUUUUUCUCAUUUUUUUUCAAAAAUUAUUACUGUGAAGUUUGAAAUGUGGUAAAUGAUAUUUCUGUUUUGCAUGAUUGCCAAAGAUAUUUUGUUUUGGGUGAUUAAUAGAUAAAUAUAUACCAUAUCUGUAAUUGUUCUAGAUAAGAAGUAACAUCCAGUUGCUUCUCCGUCUGCUUCAGCAUUUAGUGAAAACUACUUUCAAACAUGAAAGAAAUGCACAAACUAACAAUUUUAAUUUUGUGUUGUUUUGUUUUAUUAAAUUCAGUAUUGUCAUCAAGGACAGGAGUUAUUGUCAUGG
Molecule: messenger RNA, 4033 nt
Organism: Sinocyclocheilus rhinocerous
Lineage: Eukaryota; Metazoa; Chordata; Actinopteri; Cypriniformes; Cyprinidae
Product: laminin subunit gamma-2-like
Biological process (GO): animal organ morphogenesis; tissue development
Source: RefSeq, a predicted model, not a curated record